Molecule: messenger RNA, 3187 nt
Organism: Electrophorus electricus (electric eel)
Lineage: Eukaryota; Metazoa; Chordata; Actinopteri; Gymnotiformes; Gymnotidae
Gene: ora4
Product: olfactory receptor class A related 4
Biological process (GO): G protein-coupled receptor signaling pathway
Cellular component (GO): membrane
Molecular function (GO): G protein-coupled receptor activity
Source: RefSeq, a predicted model, not a curated record
AAAUAAAGUAACAAAACCUUCAAAUUGAUACUAAAUAAUAUAAAAAAAAGGAGCAGGAUGCCCCUGAGAGCAGCACUGAUGAAGUGUCAGUGCAUUGCUUUUAGGACAUUCCUACGUUAUAACAAAAUGUGUUUCUUAUAUAUCUACAUAUACAAUUAUUUUUUGACAAACAUGAAAAUCAGGUUUCCUCCAUAUCUUUAGUACUGCCAAAUCAUAUAAAAAUACUGUUCCUAAGGAUUUCUGAUUACAUAUUAGAUCUUUUUACUGGAAUUUAAUAAUUUACUGUGGUAUCGCCAGGUUAUUUAUUCCAUGGCCGUUCAUGCGAUGCUGUUUGCGUGCAUGUGCGUCAGAGAGUUGUGACUCGUCCAUGUAGUACAAGAAAGCACAUUAACGAUGAUGAAUGAAACUGCUGCUGUUUCUGUUUUUGUAGGUUAUGGAUAGCUAUUAAAAUAUUGCAAUUACAAAUACAAUAAGUAAGCAAAUCAAGUAAGCAGUUUAGAAAUAAACUAACAAAACCUUCACACUGAUAUUAAAUAAUGAAAUAAACAUUAUCCCAUAUUCCGUAAUCAAAUAAAUGACUGACCCAAACAAAUAGGCAGUUUUGUCUGAGUAGAACUGAGUGAAUCAGCACUGUUCUUAACGAUGGGGGGGAAAAGCAUGUUGGUCUAACAAGACCCAGGGGUAACCAUCACCUCUCCCACACACACAAAGACACACAAGCAAACACACAUAGGACAUCAACUUAAAUUAUUUUGGCCAAUAAUACUGGCAAUCAAUACCACCACCCUCAGAGAAGCAGUUUAAUAACACUCAUGCAUUCAUUAUCUUGUUCAACCUUGUGUCCUAAACCCUCAAAUCCACAGGUGAUCUACCUUCCCUGGAUUACAGUGGAUCCUUAGGCAGUUCCAAACAAUCAAUACGACUGCAGGGAACGGUGAGGAUUCAGGGUCCUCAGCACUGCAAUUCGGACUUUUCCUUCUCCCCUGCACACCUGCCUCAGCUCACAGGUUCAGAGGAUUAUGAGCUGAAUCAUGUGACUGAAAGCAGUGGGAGGAGAUGACGACAACGACGAUCACGAUUUUACUUAUAUUAUCACUUUACAAAGUAGGAAUAUAGUAAAAGCCCAGGGAAAAAACUUAAAAGUGUACAUGAACACAUACACACAUACAAACAUCAACAUCACUCAAAAAAAAAAGACACAUUUCAGCAGAAAGCUAUAGACAGAAGAGUUACGACCAACCAGAUGAGUUUGGGGAGAACAAAAAAAGAAUGCGAGAGAGAAUGCACGUGAGUGUAUUUAGUUGGGACUAAUAAGUGAGAUUGCUAAAAACAAAACUAAAAACAACAGUAUAAUGUCCCACCAUUUGUAUGAUGCUCUUAGAGUUAUGACCCAUUGGGGAAUGCAAUUCAGGCAGUUGCAUAGCAACUGAUACCAGAAUUAAAUUGCCCCUAAAGAUUAUGGUGGUCAGCACUGCUGGUGCUGACUGGGCUGGUACAGUGUGUGUGUGUGUGUGUAUGUGUGAGUAUAAAGGCAAAGUUGAUGCAGUAGAGGACAUUACUAGGAGGUCCCAGGCUGUGACACACACACACACACAGGAUAAAGAGAAGAUGUGUGGGACCGUGGAAGACGGGUGAUGAGAGGAAAGGAUGGCACAGGUGCUCCCAGUAGAUGCCAUCUUGUUCGGGAUUCUGGUCUUCUCAGGUAUACUGGGAAACAUUCUGGUCAUCUUUGCGGUUUGCCAGUCGGCUCUCAAUCACCCCUCUCAUCACCUAGCGCCCUCUGACAUCAUCCUGCUCAACCUCUGCCUGGCAAACCUGCUGACCUCCUUGUUCCGUAUCGUCCCUAUCUUCAUCUCGGACCUGGGUCUGAACGUGUCUCUGGAGGUCACCUGGUGCCGCCUCUUCAUGCUCCUGUGGGUCUGGUGGCGGGCGGUGGGCUGCUGGACCACGCUCACCCUCAGCGCCUUCCACUAUGCCACCCUGAGGCGCCGGCGCGCCAUUGCAGGGCCGCUGGCCCAGCGGAGGAACCGCCGGCGAGUGUGGGUGGUGCUGGCACUCGUGUGGGGGGCCAACCUUGCCUUCUCUGUGCCAGCCCUCAUCUACACGACGCACGUGCAUGGCAAUGCCACCACGGUGCUGAUGGUGAUCAGCUGUACCACACGGCCGCUGCUGGGUUGCAUGUGGGAGUUCCCUACGCGUGAGCAGGGCUCAGCAUUCGCCUUUACUUCCCUGGUGCUUAACGAGGUCCUACCCCUGCUGCUGAUGGUGAGCACCAACCUGGCCACCCUGCGCACCCUGGUCAAGCAUAUCCGCACCGUCACGGCUGGCGGCGACACGGCAGGAGCUCAAGUGAGCAGUGAGAGGAAGGCGGGUCAUGUGAUCGUGGCGCUCGUAACGCUGUUUGUGGUGAGCUGGGUCAUGCAGGUCGCCGCGGUGACUUACUACAACUACGACGGCGGCGUGCACACAGAGGGCCUUCUGACAGUCUCGCAGUUCUCCGCCUCGCUAUUCGUGGGCUUCAGCCCCUUGGUGGUGGCGCUGGGGCACAGCAAGCUGCGCCAGAGGAUCGUGGGCAUGGUGCAGGCGCUGAGACGCAACUGCUGCAAUGCCAUGAGCGAGCAGAAGAGGGAGCCAGAGAUCAGCUUUUGCACAAGCAGCAAACUCACCUAAAACAAGCAAACACACACAAUAGGUGUCUGAUCCUAUUACUGGACAUCAACAGGUAAUCUUGCACUGUAAGCAAACCUAUAAAGGAUUUCCAAGGUCCUAAUCUUACAACUGCAUGAUAACAGGAAGGUUGGUUAAUGGGAGCAGGACUGGUAUGACCCUAAAGGUCAAAGGACCAGGAGUGCAUCACACCUGACAUACAGGCAGAAAAGCAACAGAGAACCCCAUGAGAGAUGUGGAGCAUUCUCCUUCCGUACUUCACUUUGACAUAAUCGGUCUCACUAACCACAAUGUUUGUAAAGAUAUUGUAAUACAUUGGUGAAGAAUCUGUUCUUGGGUCUCCUUUUUUCACUCUUCUCAUCCAACAUUCAUAGCCAUCUUACAUUUAGGCCAAAUAUUACACAAUGUUUUACACAUUUGGGUCCAUAUCAAACUCAAUCGCCUGCACUGUUAUUUUAUGGCCUUUUUGAAAUCAUAUUGUUGAUGGUUGUAUGCACGCACGCACGCACACACGCACACA